AUGGGAAACUUUGCCCAUGAUGGUCAAACUCCCGUUCCUCAGGCUGAAAAUAAUGCCAAUCAUUCAAUUGGUGUUGGAAAAUCAGCCAAAGAUAAUGAUGAAGAUGAGGAAGAUGAAGAUGAAGAUGGAUCAUUAACUCCAGUUAUCAACGAUUUAAACUCUUCACUGGUUAAAGAGUCUUAUGAAUCAAUUAUACCGGAAGAUGUUACUAGAAGUGAAAUCGAGGCUCCGUUAAUGAGUGGAAGUUGUAAUUGGGAGUUGAUUGAGAAACCUGAGAAUCAAUCAAAUCCAUCAAGUCCAUUUGAAAUAGUUCCCAUUUCUAGUGAACAGAUUACUGAAUUAAUGGAGGAAACACCCGAGAAAAUGUUAGGUGAAAAAGUUUCAGCAGUUCCUGGUUUACCGACAGAAUCAACGGAAACGUCAACAUCAGCGACAAUCUCAACAGUCUCAACGACAACCACAAUCACGACAACAAUUAAAUCAGGAACAUCUCAGGGAAGUGGUUUUGAUGAUAAUGAUCAACCCUCUAUUUCAGAUGGCUCGGCAACAUGGUUAUCCUCAUCCCUUGGUACCAUUGUCGGAAUGGGUAACAGUUCAUUGGAAAGUUCAACGGGAGGUCAACUUUCCGAUCGGUUUGGAGGUAAUGGUGGCAGUGGUCAAGUUUCCGGUUUAACUGAUUCAAUCAAUAGUUUUGAUCUGAUUGGACAGUCAAGUGAUAAUAAUCUUGGUACUGGUGAUGCGUUGUCAUCGCUGGAAAGUCAAGGUCACAGUUUGACGACAAAUUUAACCAGCAAUCAAAUUGUCACUUCGAUAACAACAAUUACAACAAUGACCACAACAACGAUAGUAACAUCAUCUUCACCGGAAAUGCUAGCUCUUGUUUCCGGAUCAGAUGCCGUUGAAAUUUCAGACUUUGAACGUUACGAUGUUGAUCGUUCAUCUUUAGAUGAUUUUUCACCAGGUUUACGAUUACCUGAACAUGGAAAUGAUAAUUUAGGUGGUUCAUUAUCAUCGGUCAACGAUAUAAACGAGAUCCCAUCGGAAGCGGCUGCAAAUGAUACACCGUUAAUCUCACAAUCUUCAGUUGCAUCGUCAAUUUUAUCGGAGCAAACUCGACACCAAUUAUCUUACGAUUUAAGUCCAGAAAUACCAUGCCAAGGAUCGGGAGGUGAAACCCUCACUCAGAGAAGUGAUGACACUCAACUUUUCUCUGAUGGUGACGGAACUCGACCUCAAUCACCGAUUCCACCGGCUGAUUUUGGUUCCAAUGUUGUCGUUGGAACAUCAAUGGGAAUGUACGACACAUGGGAAGAGAAAUCGCCCUGUUCAGAUGAUACCGAUAUGUGCAUGGUCAUGACUCCUUCUGUGAGCGAUGUUAAUAUGCCUCCACCACUGACCCCUUUUCUCCCACCCUUAACAGGUCACUCAUCGGGAAAUGGACUAACAGGUAAUCCAAUUGAAGGAUUGAUUGAAUUAGGAAGAAUUGAAGAAGAGGAAGAUGAAUUUGGUUUGAUUACUGGUUCAUCGAAAAAUGUUUCCAAUGUUAAUAAUAAUACAACUUCUAGUGAUGAUUAUCGACCGAUGACCUUAGGUUUUGAUCGGUCAAAACCUAUUCCAGUUUCAUCGAUAAUAACUGGACAUAUUACUACGGUUGCUGAAGGUUCACAUGAAGGUUCAUCGACGGGAUCAUCUUUACAAGAAUUUGAGAAAUUAGAAGCUGAAGUUACUUCUUCUAAGGUAGCUCAUGGUGUCCGACCUUCUCACCAUGGGUCAUCUGAUUCAAUUGGUUCUUUCGGUUCGAUUGGAGGUAAACCUUUACAUGGUAAGGGAAGUCAAGGUGACGAUAGUUUAUCGGUCAAUUCAUUGAUGGAAUUUGAAAAAUUGGAAUCAGAAUGUCGAGAUGCUGAGGUAAUCGAAUCGGCUGCUCGUGAUGAAGCUGCUCGUCUAUCUGAAAUUGAAGAAGGUCAUGAAUCUCAAGCAUCCGAUUCUCAAGAAACAUUAUCAGAUCAAGGAAAUUCUGAUGAAGAAAAUGCUGAUAUUGAGAAGAGAAUUAAAGAAUUAGAUGAAAUGAUCGAAGUGACCAAACCAAUCAAUCCAAAUGAAACGAAAAAAAAUCCAUAA
Messenger RNA from Panonychus citri (citrus red mite), 2121 nucleotides. RefSeq lists its product as uncharacterized. Lineage: Eukaryota; Metazoa; Arthropoda; Arachnida; Trombidiformes; Tetranychidae. The record is from RefSeq and is a predicted model, not a curated record. The transcript has a single exon. The coding region runs from base 1 to 2121 and encodes 706 amino acids.